GUCCACCAUCUCCAUUCACCCACUGUGCGUUUGUCACAACAAAGCAACGCACUUUUUCGCAAAUCCAAAACAAGGAGAUUUCAUCUCUGGCGUAAUCUUUUGCCGUUUCGAAGAAUUGCUUGUCAAUGUAGAUUUUCAACGAAUCCUAAAGCAACAUCCACCUACCUAUUUCCAGCGUGGGCACGUGUGUAACAUUAUGUCCCAGCACUACAAGAACUUUCUCAGUCUUCUGGAGCGGUGGCCUCUCGAUAAAAGUAAGGUGGGACGCGAUUUGGGCCAGUACCUGCGGGAUCAGCUGACCGCUGUGCUUGGUUCCUCCAACAUUGUUGCGGUGAAGGACGACCGGCUCCAAAAGCAGUUCCGUUCGCUCGAGAACAUCGUAAACGACGUGCACGUGAAUCGUUAUCCGCGUAGUCUAAAUUCUACCGCAACCGGACUCACUGGCGAACAGUGCCGUGAAGUGUUAUCUACCGAGUUCCUACAGAUUCUGCAGCGCAAGGAUUAGUGCGCACGAUGCUGUGGCACAACGUUCGUAGUGUAGUUAGGUUAAACGUAUUGGAACAAUGUUAUUCGACUGCCAGCUGCAAAGCACCACUCCAUCGUGCUGUAAUGGCCACGGAAACGGUAAAAUUCUUCGAACCACAGCGUGAACAGGUCUUCAUCGAUAUGACCUUCGGUGCCGGUGGUCACACACGAGCCUUGCUCGAAGCUGCACCCGGCUCAACGGUGGUCGCCCUGGACCGUGAUCCACUCGCUCAUCGGCUGGCGUGCGAAAUGGCCGAAGAAUUCCCCGGUCGUGUUGUACCGUUGUUGGGCAGAUUUUCCGAACUGCCAGCACUCCUGCGAACGGUGGACGGUUACGACCGGCAGCGAUACUUUAACGGCAUUCUGUUCGACUUCGGAUGCUCAUCGAUGCAGUUUGAUGAAGCGUCCCGCGGAUUCUCUCUGUCACGCGACGGCCCGCUCGAUAUGCGCAUGGAUAAGGAUCGUUGUCCGGAUCAGCUGUCGGCGGCCGAUGUGCUGGCACGCAUUCAGGAACCGGAUCUCGUACGCAUCCUGAAGGUGUACGGUGAGGAGAAGCAGGCGAAAAAGAUUGCCCGAGCGAUCGUGAACGCACGCUUCACUGUCAAGCGUAUCGAAACGACGGCCGAGCUGGCGAGCAUCGUUGCGCACUGCUUGAGCCAGGGCGAGGUCGGUGGCGGGUUCGAUUUUCGCCAGGAUAAGCUCCGUCGACCGGCGCACGUAGCUACGAAAACGUUUCAAGCGCUGCGCAUCUUCGUCAACAACGAGCUGAACGAAAUCAAUUACGGGAUGGUGCUGGCGAAGCAUUUGCUACGGACCGGCGGCAAGCUGGUGACGAUCGCGUUCCACUCGCUCGAAGAUACGAUCGUGAAGCGGCACCUGACCGGACACGUGGUGGAUGACGUGGCGAGCAAAGUUCCGUUGCAGUACAUUAGCCACACGCUGGCACACGAAACGGACACGAUGCAGGAGAUGAUGAGACCGCACUGGAAGCAGAUCAACAAGCACGUGCUGGUACCGACCGAUACUGAGGUGGCCGAAAAUCCGCGAAGUCGUUCCGCCAAACUACGGGCCGCCGUACGAUUGAGCUGAGGUGUCAUGCAAAAUAAACCAAAACGGAAGUUGUGUUAGUGUAUAGCAUACAUGGAG
This is a messenger RNA of Anopheles stephensi (Asian malaria mosquito), 1671 nucleotides long. RefSeq names its product ubiquinol-cytochrome-c reductase complex assembly factor 2. Gene Ontology annotation, cellular component: mitochondrial matrix. The transcript is spliced from 2 exons. Lineage: Eukaryota; Metazoa; Arthropoda; Insecta; Diptera; Culicidae. Gene Ontology annotation, biological process: mitochondrial respiratory chain complex III assembly. Bases 197 to 505 code for a protein of 102 amino acids. The record is from RefSeq and is a predicted model, not a curated record.